Molecule: messenger RNA, 3940 nt
Organism: Hylaeus volcanicus
Lineage: Eukaryota; Metazoa; Arthropoda; Insecta; Hymenoptera; Colletidae
Product: GATA-binding factor C-like
Exons: 7
Coding region: 766-2730 (654 amino acids)
Biological process (GO): negative regulation of transcription by RNA polymerase II; positive regulation of transcription by RNA polymerase II; cell fate commitment
Molecular function (GO): RNA polymerase II cis-regulatory region sequence-specific DNA binding; DNA-binding transcription factor activity, RNA polymerase II-specific; zinc ion binding
Source: RefSeq, a predicted model, not a curated record
GGGUGCCACGACAGUCGCAUCGAAGUCGAGUUUACGUGCGCGCGCGCGCGUGCUACCAAAAAAUCUCCCUUUCUGUUCUCCCCCUCCCGCCGCGGCAGCCGAGGAGGGAAGAAAGAAAAAAAAACGAGCGACGGACGAAGGAAAGCAGGGAAAGAAGGGAACCGUUCCUGGACGUCUGUUUCGAGCAUCGUUCGAGUUUUCCCGAGGGACCCCGAACCUGUCGGUGGCUGCGGUUUUUUCUCGGACUGUUACGUUUCUCGUUGCCGAGGAACGCCACGAUGUGCUGUGUGUGUGUACAGUGCAGUGUCUACUUGGUGCUAACUUAGUGAUAACGAUAUUAAAACACGCCCACGUCGAGCCGUCGCCAGACCACGCCACGGCGUCUUAUCGCGCCGCUCAGGAUUGAUAACGGACAAGAAGCCGUGGUGAGAGCUUGAGAUUUUCCUGGCGAUCGUCAGCUCUUCUCAAGGAUUACCUAUGACCUCCUCUCAGGUCCUCAGGAGGACCACGCUUCCGGAAGAGAGGCGUUUUAACCAGCGGUCCUAAUCCCUUUCCACUCCCCCUUGUUCCCCCCACUCCCCUAAUUACCCUCUGGUUCGCCUCCGUUGAGCAACCCCCGUUAAAAGAUCUUCGGAUCGCAGACGGAGGAGGCGGAGGAGGAGGAGGAGGCGGAGGAGGAGGAGGAGGAGGAGGAGGAGGAGGAGGACGUGGAGGAGGAGGUGGAGGAGGAGGAACGGUCGUUAGAAGAGGACAAGUCUCGACAAGAUGGACAUGAGCAGCGAGUCGAGCGCGGCUAGGUGGUAUGAGCCCCCCAGGUCCACGUUGGAGCCGCCAUCAGGGGGCGCGGGGGUCGGCGGAGUUGUAGGCAACCCCACUGACUACAGGGGAUACUACCCCCACGCUGGACCCACCGCACACCACCCUGCCGCCGCUGCACACUAUGCUCACACAAGGAUGUCCAGCAGCGGCGUGACGAGCGGCCCGGUGAGCCAGGUGUGCCGGCCACACUUCCACAGUUCGGUGCUGCACCCGUGGUUAUCGGGUAGCGGCGCGGACACCUCCAAGACACCGUGGGGCUUCCCGGCGUCCACGGGUUCCGGUGGCGCGGUGAGCGACGACAAACCGCAGAGCCCUCUCGGUUCGUCGCUGCCCCCGAGCACAGGCAGCCUGUCGAGUCACGGAGGCGCCGGCGCCGGUCACCAUCUCUUCUCUUUCCCGCCUACGCCGCCGAAGGACGCUACCCCGGACAGCAUCACCGCCAGCACCACGUCCAGUACGAAUAACAACAACAACAGCAGCGCCAGCAACAACAACAACAACACCAGCAAUCCUCUGUCCGGUCUAGGAGGCGGCGCGAGCAGCGAGUACCAAGCGGCGGUGGCGCACGCCGCCGUGAUGGGGGCCUUCAUGCACCACCAGGACGCACUCGGCGCGUCCGGCGCGAGUUCCUGCGACGUGAAGCCCAGCGUGAUGCUAGGCCACCACCACGGGGCACCGUCGCCACCCCAUCAGCAGCACAACGGCACCGCGAACCCCGGAAACGGCGGGAACAGCGGCGCCGGCGGCGGCGGCCAGGUGAAGCAGCGCGAAGGUAAUAACCAAUCGAGCAGCGUGUCCGGCAGCCAACAGGCGAGCACCGCGCAACAGCAACAACAGCAGCAACAGCAACAGCAAGAGGCGUAUCAGGGGAGCAGCGUGGCUGCUGGAGGCGGCGGUGGUGGCGGUGGCGGCGGCGCCAGCUCGCCGUGCCGGGACAGUUACGCCGCCGCCGCUGCCGCCGCCGCCGCGGCAGCGGCCGCCGCUGCCUCGAACACCCACCACGCCACUUCCGGGUCCCAGUACGACCCGGCGACCAGCGCGUAUAACAUGUACCAGCACCUGCAGUAUCCUAGUACCAACCACCACCACCACCAUCACCAUCAUCACGGCGCCUCCUCGUCGUCUUCUUCGUCUUCGUCCCACAAUCCGCACAACGGUAACGCCGCGGUGCCCGGUAUAUUCGGGCAUCACGCUGGCAGCGGGCCCGGGAACGCGACCGGCGUGGCCGGCGUAAACGUCGAUUCGAAGUUGUUGGUCGGUCACGCGCACGCAAACACGCCGAGCUCGCCGUCCGCGCAGCAGCAGCAGCAGCAAAAGCCCAGGAACAAGUCGAGGACGUCCGCCGAGGGUCGCGAGUGCGUGAAUUGCGGCGCGACGUCGACGCCACUCUGGAGACGGGACGGGACCGGCCACUACCUCUGCAACGCCUGCGGACUUUAUUACAAGAUGAACGGCCAGAAUCGACCCCUCAUCAAGCCGAAACGACGCCUGGUGAACCGGCCGCUCACGAUGAAGAAGGAGGGCAUCCAGACGAGGAACAGGAAGCUGUCGUCGAAGAGCAAGAAGAAGAAGGCCGGAGGAUGUUUGGGACUCGGUGGCGUUAUGGGCGAUAUGAUCAAGGCCAGUGGUCAUCUCGAUCUCGAUAACAAGCCCUUCCACUCCGGAUUCGGCUCACCCAUGGGUACGUCGCAGCAUCACCACACGAUGCAUCCGGCGAUGCAGCAUUACAUGUAUCACACGGGUGUCGGCGUGGCUGGAGGUCUUCAUCAAGGAUUUGCGCCACCGGCGCCGCCCCCCAUCCACCCGCACUCGCACUCGCAUUCCCAUUCCCAUCACAUGACGAGUCUUCAGGGUCUCCAACUGGCCGCCACGACGAACGCAAUGACCGGUUGGCGAUCGGAGUACACAUGAAUUGCGAGUGAUCAGCAGCUCAGGACGCAGCCCGCCGCUCUCGUUCUAACGUAAUGAAGUCAAGCUCCUCUCUCUCGCACAACCCCACCCCCACACCCCCUCCCUUACCCCUUACCACAUCCCCUCGCGCCUCGUGCGAAACGGGAGACGUUCGAGGGGCAGGAAUCGCGAAAAACAAUUUUCCAAACUCCUGUCUUGGUUUUCGCAACGUCCCCCUCCCCGGUAGACUCGCAGUUUCCCCUACUUACCACCCCCCUCUCCCCCCUCCCCAUCUCCCCCUCCCCCUCCCCCACCCCUUCUCUCUCACUCGUCUCCUGUUCCCGCGGUCUCGCGUCGCUGUAAAUAUUGUAAAGUUUCAUCGUAGGGCCAUCGAGCCCAGGCCCCAAGUACAAACGAAGUCAAGCUAACAUGUAUCGAGUCUUAUAAUACGCUGUAAAUAAACACUGUUACGGUAAAGUGCAAGAAUUUAUAUCACCCCCCGCGCGUCGUUGCGUAGUGGCAAGGGGACGGGUGGGGGCGGAGCGUGCUCUCCACCCCCCCCGCCCCCCUUUUUUUUUUUCACGUGAAACCCUCUCUCGUUCGGAGGGAGUCCUCGAAGACGAAUCUUUCGGGGCGUCGAAAGCGUUUCGAGCGAUUCUUUUCGGGAAAUUUUUUGUGUUCGACGAUCGGGUAAAGCGUAAGGGUAGGGUGGGGGGUGGUAGCGGUGGGAGGAAAGGGGAGGGAGAUCGUUGAUCGUCGAGGACAGGAAUCGUUAGGUAGGGGAACACCGCUGAACCGUGGAUUUUAACACGUCGAUCGCUGAGAUCGUGUCCGAGGAAAAUUUGUCGAAGGUGGAAAUCGAGUUUGAGAUUACAGAGGGAUUUUGUGUGGGUCAAGGUUCAGUAUUUUGCGGCUCGAAGGUCCAAAGUUCGAGGUCACAGUUUUCUUAUGUCAGCUGCCUGCGAGGAUUUUUAUUCGAUAUUGCGAAUAAACAGCGAAUAAAAUGGACAAAAUAGAGAAUGGGAGAACAAGAAAAUAAAGAAAAUGGAACAUGGUAAAUCGGAAACCGGUGGAAAACGAGGUAAUUUGGAAUUGGAAAAUGGGAAAUGGGGAAAACGGAACGAAGGGGAGUAUGAAGAAAAUGGGAAAUGGGAAAAUAAGGAAAUGGAGGGAAAUGGAAUGUGCGGAUUUGGAAAAUGGGAAAUGGGAAACCGGAACGAAGGGGAAAAUG